Molecule: messenger RNA, 2316 nt
Organism: Mugil cephalus (flathead mullet)
Lineage: Eukaryota; Metazoa; Chordata; Actinopteri; Mugiliformes; Mugilidae
Product: syntaxin-12-like
Exons: 10
Coding region: 200-1009 (269 amino acids)
Biological process (GO): vesicle fusion; vesicle-mediated transport; intracellular protein transport
Cellular component (GO): SNARE complex; endomembrane system; synaptic vesicle
Molecular function (GO): SNAP receptor activity; SNARE binding
Source: RefSeq, a predicted model, not a curated record
CGCAACGUCGGAUUAAAAUCUGCGAGCGCGUGACGUCGGAGACGGGCUGGGUUUUAGUGGUUUUAUUAUUAUCUUUAUUACAGACUAUUAGCGAUGUAAACACGUUCACCCGGAAACAUUUCGAGGACAAAUCUAAACCGUCGACGCCAGAUUCGACAAGUUCAGAGUUUUAGGUUCAGCAGUGUGACUCAGCAACACAAUGUCCUACAUGAGAGCAGACAGCAGCUGGUCCCAGCCACGGGACUUCAACGGUGUGGUCCAGAUAUGCAGCUCCAACAUCCAGAAGAUCAGCCAAAACUCCGGCCAGAUCAAAAAUCUCCUCUACCAACAGGGGACGAGGCAGGAGACCUCAGAGGUCCAAGAGAAGCUACAACAGCUGCAGCACUACACCAACCAGAUCGCUAAAGAAACCAACAGACACUUGAAGGAGUUGAGCUCUCUGCCCCCGGCCCUGUCCCCGUCAGAGCAGAGGCAACAAAAGCUUCAGAAGGAGCGUUUAAUGAACGACUUCUCCGCAGCCCUCAACAACUUCCAGGUGGUGCAGCGGAGAGCAGCCGAGAAAGAGAAGGAGUCGAUGGCCAGAGCUCGAGCUGGAUCCAGAGUUACGGGAGACGGAGGAAGUGUCAAUGAAGAGCUGGUGACUUUUGAGAAGGAAGAUGAGUGGAAUCAGAGACAGAUUCAGACCGAGGAGCCGAGCACCAUUACAGAGGAGGACCUGGAGAUCAUCAAAGAGAGGGAGACUAACAUCAAACAGCUGGAGGCCGACAUCAUGGACGUGAAUCAGAUCUUCAAGGAUUUGGCUGUGAUGAUCCACGACCAGGGAGAGAUGAUUGACAGUAUCGAGGCCAAUGUGGAGAACGCUGAGGUUCAUGUCGACAGAGGGGUCGUCCAGUUGCAAAAGGCAGCGUACUACCAGAGGAAGUCCCGUAAGAGGAUGUGCAUGCUGGCCAUGGUGGGGUCUCUGGUGCUCAUCAUCCUCAUCAUCAUCAUCUGGCAAGCCAUCAAAUGAGAAGAAGACGCAGCCUUCUGACACCUUCAGAUGACUCCAGUUGUGUGUGAAUAUGUGUCAAGUGUGUGUGUGUGUGAGAGAGAGAGAGACACACAAGUGGAGCUGUAUGUCUGCAUAAUAGACCAAGUAUGAGAACUAGACCCUGCAUCACAGCACAAAAAAGUACAAUUGUUCUCACCUUUAUCCUUCCUCACUUCUGUAUUUAAAUGUAAUGUUGCACAGAUUUGCACUCAGUAAGUUCACAUAAACCCUGUCUUGUGUGAAUAUGAACUGUACUGCUGACAUGAGGAGUGUGGAUUCUCUCUGGACGCGCUGACCACAAAUCUAAUAUAGUGAAAUUCCACCCGACGAGGCGCCGCUUUGGGUCGUGUCUCAUUUUGUCCACCAGAGGGCAGACUAACCACAGCGAGAGCGGCCAACAUCUACAGAGACACCAGAACAACACCGCGACCUGCCAGCCUUUAUUUACUGUGGACGCACAUUACGUACGUCUGUCAUUCUAUUUAUUGCCAGCGAAGGCUACUAUAUGUUAAAGUGUCAGAGGUUAAGUCCCUGUAGUUGUGCAUAAACCUAAAGUGAACUUCAGGGAGCAUGCACCUAUAACCUAACAAUGUAAUAUUAUGUUUUGUUGUUUGGGCUGGUCAUAUAAAAUUAAAAAACUAAAUAUUAUACACAACUGUCACAUAAAAAAAAUGGGUAUAAUUUAGGCCUUAUAAAUAACAUGUAUGUUGAUCAGCCACAACAUUAUGACCACGGAUGAGAAGUAAAUAUCAUUGACCAUCUUGUGACAAUUCAAUGUUCUGCUGGGAAGCUUUUUUUGAACCUGGCAUUCAUUCAUGUGGAUAUAACUUAUACAUGUGGCACCCACCUAGACCAGACCCCACUAUCAACAUCCUGUCAUCAGACCCCACAGGACACCCUCAGAAGGCCCAUGUCCACUCUCUGAUGAAUCACAACGGUUUUGGAGACCUACACAGUAUUAGGAAUGUGGUCAUAUUGUUAUGCCUGAUCGGUGAAUGUUAUAAUGGUAAAAAUUUACUUUUAUUUUUUUUUUUGCAUUUGGGAUGAACUGUCGAUUUAAAACCAGUCAUUUGAUUGUGUAUUCAGGCUGUCAGUGCUUCUAUAGCUGCUUCUAUUACAACAACACUUGUUACUGCAGUUACUAAAGAAAAAAUACUCGUGCUGUUAGUUAUUCAUUUUAACCCGUCCCAUGUGAGUACUAUAACUGUGGAAGUACAGUAGUUUACCAACUUUUAUUAUGCAAACAUAAAUGCAGCCAGUAAAUAAAAUUAAUGUGGUUAAUCCAA